Molecule: messenger RNA, 704 nt
Organism: Salvia splendens (bonfire salvia)
Lineage: Eukaryota; Viridiplantae; Streptophyta; Magnoliopsida; Lamiales; Lamiaceae
Product: cytochrome c oxidase copper chaperone
Exons: 2
Coding region: 162-533 (123 amino acids)
Cellular component (GO): mitochondrial intermembrane space
Molecular function (GO): copper chaperone activity; copper ion binding
Source: RefSeq, a predicted model, not a curated record
CCCCAUUUCCUAAACCCUUCCCUUCGCUUUUUUUUCUUCAACUCACAACCUUCCUUCUUCGAGAUCAAAGGUGAUAUCUUUCUCUCAAAUUCUUUUUCGAUUUUUCUCCAUCUCCUUUUGCCACUUUUGCUCAUGGUUUUACAUCGUGGCUUUAUUUUUAUAUGCCGUCUUAUAUCUUCAAAAAGUUUGAGCAUUUUUCUCUUUGGAUUCGAUUAGAAAUACUAUUGAUCCCCCCACUAAACAUAUUUAACAUGUUUUCGAAUUGGAUUUGGUUUUGGAAAUUUUCCUUGGGGAGAAUUCAGCUGAUGGGUGCCGGAUCUUCAAGUCAGAACUCCUCUCCUGUUGUAUCCAUAAAAUCGUUGGAUGACCAAGGUUCUGCGCCCGAUGUAAAGCCAAAGAAGAAGAUCUGUUGUGCUUGCCCCGACACUAAGAAGUUGAGGGAUGAAUGCAUUGUGGAGCAUGGCGAAUCUGCUUGUGAAAAAUGGAUUGAGGCUCACCGCAAAUGCCUUCGUGCAGAAGGGUUUAAUGUUUGAAAUGUUAGAUAGCUUUCAUAAUCAACUUGGAUAGUUGAAAACAUUAUUAUGGAGUACAUUUUUUGAAGUUAUAGAGAUCGGAAAAAUUAACUUGUUUUGAAAAUAAGAAACAAUGUAAAAACAACUGUUCCAUUCUCUGAUAUUGAGAAAUUUAUGAAGCAAUAUUGCUCA